Haemonchus placei is the source of this 513-nucleotide messenger RNA. The record is from the annotation of a GenBank genome assembly. NCBI's taxonomy places the organism in Eukaryota, Metazoa, Nematoda, Chromadorea, Rhabditida, Trichostrongylidae.
AUGAAGUUGGUAGAGCUAAAUACAUCCGUACAGAAGCGAAAAGAAAUCGAAUGCUGGAAUUGCGGAAAUAACCACUAUGCUCGUCAUUGUAAGUCGAGACCUUGGUUCUGCAAGAAGUGCCGAAAAGCUGUUCACAAAGAGAAGUUUUGCGACAUACUGCGACAAAAGAAAUCCGACUUCUAUGAAGAACCGAUGAAGAAAGACAGCGAAGGAGAAAGCGGCGGGAGCAAAAGAGCAUCCAGAAAAGAAGUGCGAACUGUUAGGAGUGCUUACGCACCACUUGAAGUGAGUUCCCAUCGCAUGUACGUCAACGCAGUCGUGGACAACUGCGUCGUUAAGUUCCCAUUUGACACAGGAUCUGACAUCACAUUGUUGAAUGAGAAGUCGUGGAAGAAUAUGAUAUCUCUAACACUGCAGAAGACUGAUGUCAUCGUGAAGAAUGCUAGUGGAGACCAGGUGAUGGUCCACGGCAAACUGACCAGGGAAGGAUCCCAAGUCGAAGUGGCCAUUUGA